CGCUAGCUUUAUGACCCGCUACCACAUGCGCCUCGACAAGUACUCCGUGUCGUGCGGACAACACAGGUCGUAUGGAAAUUGUCCCUCACAAGACCGUGAUUCUCCUCACCGCUGAAUUAGUUACUUGACUUGAUGGCUUCACGGUAUUCCCGUCUUCCGGAAGACAAGUUUCCGGUCUCCGCGUCUCUCAGAAAGCCCUCCUACGAACAACCGCGAGCAGAGAGAUAUACUCCCCAACGGCAAUGGAUCAGACGCAUCAUACCCGCCAUCUUGACAUUGGUGGCACUUUUCUCACUGUUUCGCGCCGCAUUUGUCUGCCGUCACCACUAUGACCCUGCAAAAUCGUUCUCGCAAGUGGCUGUCGAUGAAGAUUCAGAAAAGGUUCCCCUCGAGAUUCACGUCAUGUCAAAGUGCCCCGAUGCAAGGGACUGCCUGCGGGAUCUGAUACUGCCGACCAUGGUGGAAGUCAGUGAUAAAGUCAACUUCACGAUGUCGUUCAUCGGAAGCGUCGACCCCAAGUCUGAUGCAGUCUCUUGCAAACACGGCCCUGGCGAAUGCCUCGGGAACGAAAUCCUCCUCUGUGCCGCCAAAGUUUACCCAGACGUCAAGAUCUGGCUCGGGUUUGCGAAUUGCAUGAUCUCAGAUUACCCUGAUAUCCCCAAUCGAGACCUAGUUGAGAGCUGCGCGAUGGAGCACGGCAUCGACUUCUCCAAGUUGAAUGGUUGUAUUAGUGAUGAGGGUGAAGGUAUUGGCCUCCUUCGGUCGAGCAUCGAAAGAAGUGAAGAAUACAAUGUUACAAAGAGUUGCACCGUCAGACUUGCGGGCGAGGUCCGGUGUGUUCGAGAUGGUGGGAAGUGGUAUGACUGCCCGGGCGGUAGCGCGGUGAAGGAUCUCGUUGGGGAUGUCAGUGAUUUGUACAACAAAGGGACCAAUUGAGGUAUAUUUCCGCAGCGAUGGUGGUGACCAGGUGAUUUUUGAUUUUGUUGUGUUGCAUUAUACCCCGGAAUGGCAUUCUCCUUUGACUGGUUGGAUUCUCCUUUUCCCGCUGGCGCUGCCACACUGCUCGACAUGAGAAAGCAUCAGAUAUAUCUGAACAUGUUAUCUCUGACACUCCGCUUCAUUGCAACUGGCUUUCCAUCUUCCAAUUCCGCACCAGCAGCGCCCCCAUCUCCAGACAAGGCCUCCAUUAUGCUACGCAUAUCUUCAUCGGUUUGCGCCACGCUCUUGUGAGACUCCUUCGUCUUCUCGGUUGCUUUAUGGCUCUUUUCAGAAUUAGCUUGCUUGUUAGAACUUUUAUUGACACCACUUGGUGAGGUAGUGGAGAUUGCCAGUCUUUGCAUUGUCAUCCUGGAAGGACGGCAUACAAAAGUCCGUGGCGAUGUUGUUAUGCGCAGCAGAGACAUGAUUCUCCCUCAACACCACCUGCGAUGAUUACGUGUAGAUGUGUG
Exophiala oligosperma is the source of this 1448-nucleotide messenger RNA. RefSeq lists its product as uncharacterized. Bases 133 to 936 code for a protein of 267 amino acids. The record is from RefSeq and is a predicted model, not a curated record. Gene Ontology annotation, molecular function: oxidoreductase activity, acting on a sulfur group of donors, disulfide as acceptor. Lineage: Eukaryota; Fungi; Ascomycota; Eurotiomycetes; Chaetothyriales; Herpotrichiellaceae. The transcript has 2 exons.